CUUUGAUUAGUUUUUAUAAGUUUUUAGUCUUUUGCUAACAUCCUCACAUGACUUAUAGCAUAUAAAAGCACAGCAAACGCUCUGAAGAAGACAAUAUUAGAAUUGUUGACACCCAGUUUGAACGGUCGAAGUUUCUUAUUUAAAAAAUAACGUGUGGAUAAUUAAAAAAUGAAGAUCCUUAAUAUUUGCUUGAUUGUUUGUGUAGCGCUUAUAUCAAACGCUAAGUGCAAUUACGAAGAGGCGAAAGCAGUUGCAAAUGAGUGUAAGGGAGAAGUUGGUGCAACAGAUGAUGAGCUUGAGACGAUUUUGAAGAUGGAAGCAGCUGAGACUACGACGGAAAAAUGUCUGGGUGCAUGCGUCAUGAAAAGAUUCGGUGCGAUGAAUGGUGAUGGUAAGUUUGAUAGAGAAAAAGCCAUGGAGAUUUUGGCAAUUAUCGCCGACGGCAAUGAGGAGCAACAUGCCUUGGGCGUGGAAGUUCUAGACGCAUGUGCUGAUAUUGACGUAAACGAGGAUCAUUGUGAAGCAGCUGAGGAAUAUCGCACUUGCAUGCACGCCAAAGCAAAGGAAAUUGGCUUUGUAGUGGGGCGUGUUUAAAUUUGCUUAAAUUGAAGGACAAACUUGGAUAUACGUGAUGACGAUUUUGGCUUAAAAAUUAUUAUUCAUUAACCAUAUUUUAAGUUCAGCUGUUUCUCUGUACUCUCUGUUUUAAAAUUGUAAAAAAUAUGUUACGCUUUAGUAAAUAAAUAAUUAUACUAGAAUGCUUGAA
This is a messenger RNA of Bactrocera dorsalis (oriental fruit fly), 766 nucleotides long. RefSeq names its product general odorant-binding protein 19d. The transcript has 5 exons. Gene Ontology annotation, biological process: sensory perception of smell. NCBI's taxonomy places the organism in Eukaryota, Metazoa, Arthropoda, Insecta, Diptera, Tephritidae. The coding region runs from base 169 to 594 and encodes 141 amino acids. Gene Ontology annotation, molecular function: odorant binding. The record is from RefSeq and is a predicted model, not a curated record.